Messenger RNA from Alosa sapidissima (American shad), 1478 nucleotides. It is a transcript of the gene sco1, whose product is annotated as protein SCO1 homolog, mitochondrial. Bases 54 to 980 code for a protein of 308 amino acids. Gene Ontology annotation, biological process: mitochondrial respiratory chain complex IV assembly. The record is from RefSeq and is a predicted model, not a curated record. NCBI's taxonomy places the organism in Eukaryota, Metazoa, Chordata, Actinopteri, Clupeiformes, Clupeidae. The transcript is spliced from 7 exons.
AAAAUAGCUUCACUUCCGCAUUAACUGUGUCCGUGCAACUGCACACCACUACAAUGAGGCUUGCAGUGGCAGUCAGUGCCCGGGCUCUAAAAUGUUUACCGAAGAUGUUUUCUCCAGUUGCUUUACUGAAAGGCUUCAGAAUACACACAGUCUGCCGGUACACAUGUCAUGUGACACCACGGACUCUUUCUGCGUGUACCAAUAUCACGCUCUUGAGAACACACCAACCGAUUUCAUCAUUAACAUGCAGAACGUCAGGAUAUGUAUUACCAAACACAAGAACAUUCGCUUCCAUGCCUCUACCGCCCUCACCUGGUGACAAGAAGUCUGGUAACAAGAAGACUGAGCCAGUGACUUGGAAAUCCUUAGUAGUAACAUUUGCCAUUGGUGGAACUCUGCUUGCAGCCAUGAAAAUAUUCAAGAAAGAAAAAGAAGACUCAAUAGAGCGAGAAAGGACAAAGUCAUUGGGGAAGCCGGCUCUGGGAGGUCCAUUCUCUCUCAUCGACCACAACAACAAGCCAUGCAAGAGUGAGGAUUUUUUGGGCCAGUGGGUCCUACUCUACUUCGGCUUCACUCAUUGUCCAGACAUUUGUCCAGAUGAAAUUGAGAAAAUGAUUGAGGUUGUGGAUGAAAUCGACAGGAUAAAGUCUCUUCCCAACCUGACACCAAUCCUCAUUACAAUCGAUCCAGAGAGAGAUACUGCAGAGGCUAUGUCAGUGUAUGUGAAAGAAUUUUCUCCAAAGCUCAUUGGUCUAACAGGAGCAACUGCACAAGUUGAUCAGGUUUCUCGAGCCUAUCGAGUGUACUACAGCCAGGGACCAAAAGAUGAGGAUAAUGACUACAUAGUUGAUCACACAAUUAUCAUGUACUUGGUUGGCCCCGACGGUGACUUUGUGGAGUAUUUUGGACAGAACAAGAAGAGUGGGGAGAUUUCAUCUUCCAUUGCAUCACACAUGCGGAAGUAUCGGCAGAAUAAGUAGUACUAUGCUACAUGCACUGUCUUAUUGGAUGAUGGCUCAAAAAUGCACUGCUAUUCGGACACAGGCUGGCUGUGCCUCGAUCGGACUUGGGGUUGCUGGGUUUUUUUUUUUUGCUUUUUUCUAAGAGAUUAAGUAUUUAUGAGCAAUACUUUAUAUUUGUGAAUUCUCAAAGAAACAGUCUUUGAGCAACUAAACAUAUAUUCAUUUGAUUGCAGAAGUCAGUUUUUUGAUUGUUGAGUUUACCAUCAUCUGCUUUUGUUCCACAUUCUUUAAAAUAUAAUAUUUCUUUUCGAUUAAAAGAUAUUGUGAAUUUAAGUGUGUUAAACAGUGAAGCAAAUCACUGCCUUUCUAUUCUACACACACUGCCAACCAUGUAUGACAUUAUGAACACAUUUUCAUAUCGAUCUUUGGCCUGUAAUGAAACAUUUUGAUAUAGGUAUAAGUAUAUAUACUCUUUUGAUCCCGUGAGGGAAAUUUGGUCUCAGCAUUUAUCCCAAU